Gadus morhua (Atlantic cod) is the source of this 2431-nucleotide messenger RNA. RefSeq names its product Fli-1 proto-oncogene, ETS transcription factor-related sequence (gene fli1rs). Gene Ontology annotation, cellular component: nucleus. Gene Ontology annotation, biological process: cell differentiation; regulation of transcription by RNA polymerase II. Bases 437 to 1780 code for a protein of 447 amino acids. NCBI's taxonomy places the organism in Eukaryota, Metazoa, Chordata, Actinopteri, Gadiformes, Gadidae. The record is from RefSeq and is a predicted model, not a curated record. Gene Ontology annotation, molecular function: DNA-binding transcription factor activity, RNA polymerase II-specific; sequence-specific DNA binding. The transcript has 10 exons.
CUCUUCCUUCCCGUUCGUGGUUGUAUGUCGGCUCUAGAAUAACACAACUAAACACCACACGUCUGAGAGCUGCUCACAGCCGGAGGACAACAGCACGUCUCACUUAUUGUCCUGAGUUUAUUCAUCAAGAACCUCAUUAUUUCAUUACCAGCAGCUAUCACUAUUCGUUAUUUGGUGUGAUCACACCCCAAAGAUCACAUUAUCAAUGGAAACUCACAGAGCGGCGGGAGAAUUACAGAUCAGAAGACUUGAUGUUUUUUUUGUGAAGCACGGAUAAUAACGAACAUUAUGCCGGGGUGUGCAGCAGGUGUCUGCGGCCCCCGGUUGCCAAGGGAGCGGCUCGGGUGGACGGGAGGAGGGGGACUGUGUGGUGGAAGCCCUGUCGGUGGUGAGUGACGACCAGUCCAUCUUCGAGAACCCAUACUCAGCGCCCAUCAUGCAACUGAAGACUGACAUGGCGUCUGCCUUUAGCCAGACCAAGCCCAGCCCCGAGCACACAGAGACCCCCGAGUGGUCCGGCGCCGUCACCCAGAGCAGCAGGCGGGUCGAACAGGUGAACGGAAGCAGUCGGGCUUCCCCGGUGGACUGCAGCGUGACCAAACGCUCCAGACACAGCAGUGCCGCCGACAGCGCCCAGGUGGGCUAUCAGGCGUCCUAUCCGGACCCGGCGCCUCCUCCUCCAAUCACCACGGAGGAGAAACGAGUCAUCGUCCCUGCAGACCCGGAGGUGUGGAGCCAGGACCAUGUGCGCCAGUGGCUGGACUGGGCCAUCAAGGAGUACGUCCUGGAGCACCUGGACGUGCUCGUGUUCCACGCGCUGGACGGGAAGGACCUCUGCAAGAUGAGCAAGGAGGACAUGAUGCGCCUCACGUCAGCCUACAACGCCGACAUCCUGCUGUCCCACCUCAACUACCUCAGACAGAGUAGUCCAACCUUCUCCUACACCUCUGCUGCCACCAACCCCACCACCCCCACUCCCCAGCAGACCCGGGUCCAGAUCAAAGCAGAAAACAGUUUUGACGAGAUAAGUCGCAAUCGAAGCAGCUGGCAGAACAACCCCAUGGCGGCUGCACCAAAAGCUCCUCCGCUGGACCAUCAGCACAGCAGCCGGGAGCCAGCCCCCAGGAUGACCCAGGACCCGUACCAGACAUUAGGACCAAUCAGCAGUCGAUUAGCCAACCCAGAAGAAGCCCUGGUCUCCUCCACCAACCCCACCUCCUCUUCCAGGCUCCCCGACCCCAGGACUCACAGGCCUGGGGGCUCAGGACAGAUCCAGCUGUGGCAGUUCCUGCUGGAGCUGCUGUCGGACAGCAACAACGCCAACAUCAUCACCUGGGAGGGAACCAACGGGGAGUUCAAGAUGACCGACCCGGACGAGGUGGCCAAGCGCUGGGGCGAGCGCAAGAGCAAACCCAACAUGAACUAUGACAAGCUGAGCCGCGCGCUGCGCUACUACUACGACAAGAACAUCAUGACCAAGGUGCACGGCAAGCGCUACGCCUACAAGUUUGACUUCCACGGCAUCUCCCAGGCCCACCAGAACCACUCGGCGGAGGGUGGUAUGGGAAAGUACCAGACAGACAUGUCGUACGCUCAGCCGUACCACAGCCACCAGCCAAAACUCAACUUCAUGGCCGCCCAUCCAGCACCAAUGCCCGUGUCUCCGGGAAGUUACUUCCCUGGCACGCCCUACUGGAACUCCCCCAACAGCCCCUUGUACACCGGGACAGCCAUGCCACGCCACCCCCCCACCCACCCUCACCUCAGUUCUUACUACUGAGAUCGAACCCUGGCCCUUUAAGGUCCAGGACCCAACUUAGACCUGAAUUUCUUAAACUGUGGGGUUGGGACCCAAAAUGGGUCGUGAUCCGAGUCGGAAGUGGUUUGCGGCUUGACAACGCAUAGACCACUCCGAAAACUCUUUCACCAAAAAAAAGGUCACCAAAUCGGGUAUACUCCGAGUUCUCUGAGUGUUCGCUGGUUGGGUCCCACGGAUACACUUAAAUGGUCUUUUGGGUCCCGAGAUGAAAAGUUUAGUGAACCACUGGUCCAGCCCAUAGACACAACCAUCCAGAAUGCAUCCGACCGGAGGGAUCCCCUGAAAUGAAGGUUUUGGUGAACCGACGCUAUGGUUUCAUGUAAAUGUAUUUUUAAUGAGAAUACGAAGAAUGAACGAGUUGAGAUCCGCAGGUCCUCCUGAGCUGUGGCGUACCUGUCAUAUAAGUAGCCUACUAGUAGUAAAAUGACAGUGAUAAUUGUGUUUUUUCCUUUCCUUUUGACAGUUAUAACUUGUAAAGACUGCUUAUAAUGGGAGUGCUUCUUUUUAUAUUCACCUUCCUGGAUUUUGUAAAGAUUUCGUUGUACAGAAUGUUUCAUACAAUUUAGUAAAACAUUUUUAGGCAUAAACCCAAUAAAGAUUAUACCUGUACUG